Molecule: messenger RNA, 713 nt
Organism: Physeter macrocephalus (sperm whale)
Lineage: Eukaryota; Metazoa; Chordata; Mammalia; Artiodactyla; Physeteridae
Gene: CUTA
Product: cutA divalent cation tolerance homolog
Exons: 6
Coding region: 85-618 (177 amino acids)
Biological process (GO): response to metal ion
Molecular function (GO): copper ion binding
Source: RefSeq, a predicted model, not a curated record
GGCCGCCCUUCCUAGCUUUGGGGCCCUUUCUCGGCGUAACGUGUGGCCUUUGAUAUUCAACUCUCCUCUACCAGCAUAGGCUGCAUGAGGGGGGGGCGGGCUCCCGCAUUCCUGCUCGGCGGAGGGGCCGCUCUGCUCCUGUCGCUUCUUUGGAUGCCGGCCCUGCUGCCUGUAGUCUCCCGCCUUCUGUUGCUACCCCGAGCCCUGCUGUCCAUGGCUUCAGGAAGCCCCCCGUCCCAGCCCUCCCCGGCCUCGGGCUCCGCCUACGUUGCCGGCUCGGUCUCUGCAGCCUUUGUCACCUGCCCCAACGAGAAGGUCGCCAAGGAGAUCGCCAGGGCUGUGGUGGAGAAGCACCUGGCAGCCUGCGUCAACCUCAUUCCUCAGAUUACAUCCAUCUAUGAGUGGAAAGGAAAGAUUGAGGAGGACAGUGAAGUGCUGAUGAUGAUUAAAACCCAAAGUUCCUUGGUUCCAGCUUUGACAGAUUUUGUUCGUUCUGUGCACCCUUACGAAGUGGCCGAGGUGAUUGCAUUGCCUGUGGAACAGGGGAACUCCCCGUACCUGCAUUGGGUACGCCAGGUUACAGGGUCAGUUCCUGAGUCCGGCACAGCCCCACCGUGAUGAGCUUUUGUUUUUGCCACGUUGCCUUCAUAUACUUCAGUGCCCCCUGCCUUCCAGGUGAUGACUGGACCCUUAAUAAAGCUUUAGUUCUGUCA